Messenger RNA from Ophidiomyces ophidiicola, 1113 nucleotides. RefSeq lists its product as uncharacterized. The coding region runs from base 1 to 1113 and encodes 370 amino acids. Lineage: Eukaryota; Fungi; Ascomycota; Eurotiomycetes; Onygenales; Onygenaceae. The record is from RefSeq and is a predicted model, not a curated record. Gene Ontology annotation, molecular function: oxidoreductase activity, acting on the CH-OH group of donors, NAD or NADP as acceptor. The transcript has 2 exons.
AUGUCUUCGCCUACAUCAUACCGACAACCACACGACUUACACUGGACCGAGCACGUCAGCCUUGACCUUUUCCUGCGCGCUCUCCAUAAGACGUUCCUCCACCCGUUCAUCGCAUGGCUUAUUCCGCUAUGUCUCCGCGCACAAGCCACCCCGUACUCUCAUCCUGCAUUCAUCACCACGGUCGCAUAUGCCUCCCUCCUCUCGCUAGUCGUCCUCCUCGCAAUGGUGAAUAGACGCAUUGCGUAUGGACUGCCGCGCACUGUGGAUCUAGAAGAGGAGGUGGUGGUUAUUACCGGCGGCGCCAGCGGGGUGGGAUUGCUGAUUGCGAAGAUAUAUGGAAUGAGGGGUGUGAGUGUUGCGGUUCUGGAUGAGAAAACACCAGACAGAGAGGGUAAAGACGGCCUUGGAUUUGAGGAAAUGCCCAGUGUGGAAUAUUAUCGAUGCAAUGUAGGCGACGAGGCCCAGGUGGAAGAGGUAGCUAGGAGGAUAAACAAUGAUCUCGGAACGCCAACUAUUCUCAUCAAUUGCGUCGCUGCAUCCAUCAAUGGCCUUCCUCUUCUUUCCCUCUCUAGUAACGCUAUUCAAAAAACUAUCAACGCAAACCUCAGCUCUUUUUUCCAUACCUUGCAAGCCUUUCUUCCCGGCAUGCAAGAGUCCCCUAAUGGCGGCACAAUCGUGACUGUUAGCUCAGUUCUAGCGUACCUUACGGCAGCUGGUCUGUCGGAUUAUACAGCUACCAAGGCUGCUAUCACUGCCGUUCACAAAACUGUAGAGGCAGAGCUCGCGUUAUCCGGAGCAAAUGUGAAAGUGAAGAUGCUACUUGUGGAGACGGGACAAAUAGCAACUCAAUUAUUUGAACGGAUUAAAACCCCGAACAAAGUUUUUGCACCCGUCUUAGAACCUGUUCAAGUCGCCCAGAAAAUUGUGUCUGUUAUUGAUAGUGGAAACGGUGGGCUUAUCCGGAUGCCAGCUUAUGCAUCUUUGGUUAGCUGGUAUACGGUCCUUCCAGCGUCAAUCCAGAAACUCGCUAGAUGUCUGAGCGGGAUUGACAAAGCAGUCCAAAAAGCAGGAUAUUCGGCGGACGAAAAAAAGGAGGCGUUGAAACUUUCGUAA